AUGGACGAAGAAUCUGUUUCUAAUGGUUCUCUUUUCAGCAAAUUCGAAGGAGAAGAGACGAUGGGAAAAGUUCUUCUAUUCUCAAUCGUAUCGAUUUUCACAGGGAUUCUAUUCCUCCUCUUGCUUCAUCUCUACGCAAGACUCUUUUGGUGGCGUGUGGAACAACAUUUCAACCUAAACCUAAUCCAAUCCGACGAUCCUGGCUCCACAGUCAUCGGACGUAAUCCUCGACGACGUCGUUUUGUCUUCGCUCAAAGUCAAGAAGAUCCUCUUCACAACGCUGGACUUGAUUCUAAAAUUCUCCAAUCUAUCCAUGUUGUUGUUUUCAAGUGUACGGACUUCAAAGACGGGUUAGAAUGCGCCGUUUGUCUCUCUGAUCUCGUUGAUGGCGACAAAGCUAGGGUUUUGCCAAGGUGUAAUCAUGGGUUUCAUGUGGAUUGUAUCGAUAUGUGGUUUCAGUCUCAUUCCACUUGUCCUCUCUGUAGAAACACCGUUGGUUCCGUGGAAGAUACGACACAUGGAGGAAGUGAGGGUUUACCUCAAAAUCAAAACUUUGAAUCAGGGCACUCGACUAAUCAGCAUAAUCCAUCUCAAGAUCAGAGCUUUGUUCAUGAGUUUUCGACAGAACCUCUGAGUUUUCCGACAAAUGUACUGGUUUGGGGAGAUCAGAAUCAAGUUAGAAGUGCAGGCCUCGUUGUUACUGAAGAAUCUCCUUCUGGAAAUUUUGCAGCUUCGUAUAACGAUCAUCAACAAGAAUCUAGUAGUACCAGAUCACAAGAAGUGACGGCGGUUGUGGUGGACAUUCCGGAUAAUUCAAGUGAGAAUUUAUCCGAGAGAAUCGACGAAGAAGAACCUAAGUCACCGAUGUUCACAAGGUUAAGAUUGCUUAAGAAUGUUUUGAGUAGAGAGAAGACCAACAACAACAAUGUUUGA
Messenger RNA from Arabidopsis thaliana (thale cress), 933 nucleotides. Its product is annotated as RING/U-box superfamily protein. NCBI's taxonomy places the organism in Eukaryota, Viridiplantae, Streptophyta, Magnoliopsida, Brassicales, Brassicaceae. Bases 1 to 933 code for a protein of 310 amino acids. Gene Ontology annotation, biological process: protein ubiquitination. Gene Ontology annotation, molecular function: ubiquitin protein ligase activity; transferase activity. Gene Ontology annotation, cellular component: membrane. The transcript has a single exon. The record is from RefSeq and is marked reviewed.